This is a messenger RNA of Solanum pennellii, 810 nucleotides long. RefSeq names its product NADH dehydrogenase [ubiquinone] 1 beta subcomplex subunit 8, mitochondrial. Lineage: Eukaryota; Viridiplantae; Streptophyta; Magnoliopsida; Solanales; Solanaceae. The transcript has 4 exons. The record is from RefSeq and is a predicted model, not a curated record. Bases 139 to 516 code for a protein of 125 amino acids.
GUUUGGUUCAUUGCCUAAGCUAUGGAAAGGGCAGUUCAGUAACGCAAUCUCUACUAGGGAAAAAAAUUGAACUGAAUCACAAAUCGUUGAAUUCCGAAGAACUGUCGGCGAGAUACGAACGAUUCCGAUCAUCGGAAAAUGGCCGGAAGAUUGAGUAAUGUAGCUACUCGCAUAAUGGGCGGAAACGGUGUUGUUGCCCGCUCCCUCGCAUCCUCUCUUCGAACACGCGCCGGCAUGGGCCUUCCCGUCGGCAAACAUAUCGUACCUGAUAAGCCGCUUCAUGUGAAUGAUGAACUUACAUGGGACAACGGUACUCCUUUUCCCGAGCCUUGUAUCGAUCGGAUAGCUGAUACCGUUGGAAAGUAUGAAGCAUUGGCUUGGUUGUGCGGUGGGUUGAGUUGUUUUGUGGGGAUUGGACUGUUAGCUGUUUGGAAUGAUAAAGCCUCCAAAAUCCCAUUUACACCAAAGGUCUAUCCAUAUGACAACUUAAGAGUGGAGCUCGGAGGAGAACCUUGAGCUUGAAUCUAGUUGCAGUUUGAAUCCACAAAUGUGUUUCCUGCUUUUCUUCUAAUGUAUAAUCAACUAUAAGGCUUGAAACAGCGCAAAAUAAAUCUUGGUUCGACGCUGCAACCAACAAACUUACAUUACUUUGCUUUUGUCGCUUUUCUGCUGAAUCUUUUCAUAUUUGAGAGUUUGAUUUGGGUUAGUCAUAUACUAUAAGGUUAGUAGAUUGACUGUCUUUUUGAGAUCAAACAAUUAUUUCUGAAAUUGUUGCUUUUCCAUGGUUAUUACGAUGAAAUCUUUUCUUCA